Messenger RNA from Coniosporium apollinis CBS 100218, 633 nucleotides. RefSeq lists its product as uncharacterized. Gene Ontology annotation, cellular component: dynactin complex. NCBI's taxonomy places the organism in Eukaryota, Fungi, Ascomycota, Dothideomycetes. Gene Ontology annotation, biological process: cytoskeleton-dependent cytokinesis. The transcript has 2 exons. Bases 1 to 633 code for a protein of 210 amino acids. The record is from RefSeq and is a predicted model, not a curated record.
AUGGACAAGAUAGAAGAAGGAUGCGAUAUUGUCGUGCUCCAGACGCUUCGACUCCUUGAAGAGCGCAUGCGCCGCCUCGAGUUCGUGCUCGAUGGAGAUAUAAAGGAUGAACAACAACAACAAACCCAGGACCCAGUUGUGAAGCGCCUCCAAAAGCUCGAGGAGUCCUUGCACAAACUGACAUCCGGAUCAAGUGUCAUCGCGGAUGUUGUGCUUGUCCAAUCUCGACAUGCUGACCUCUUGAAUCCCCCGGAACCCUUGGAGGCCCCAGAGGCUCAGCCCGGGCUCGAAGCACCGCACAAGCUCGCAACGGUCCUAGCGGAAGCGCCCUUAUACCCAGCAACAGCCUCACAGCUGACGUCUCUUAAUGAUAUCCCAAUCCCACCAACGGAAUCCUUCGCCUCGCUCAUCGCGCUACAUCCACGCAUUGCGGCCGUGGCACGUAGACAGAACCAGCAUGCGAGGCAGAUUGCAUUUCUUUCGAAGAAGAGCGCGCAGCUGGUAUUGAAGUGGCAGAAGAUCUUCAUCAUCGGGCAGGGGAGGUGCUGGGUUGAGUGGGACAACAGGCUGAGGAAGGCGGCGAGGGAGGUCGGGAGGGUGGAAGUGAGAAGGGGAGGAGAAGGGGAGCUGUAA